AUGGCAUACGACACCCCCCUCUCGCCACAGGGCCAGCAGAUCACGGCCCUGCCCGUCCGGGAACAGCUACGGCGCGGGCUCAAGGACAUGGGCUCGAAAUCGUACUCGUCGGCCAAGAACUUCGCCAUGAUCGGCGCGCUGUAUUCCGGCACAGAGUGCUGUGUCGAGGGAUACAGGGCCAAGAGCGAUCUCUACAACUCGGUCAGCGCCGGCUGUAUCACGGGCGCGAUCCUCGCGUACAAGGCCGGCCCGCAGGCUGCGGCGCUGGGGUGUGGUGGGUUUGCGGCGUUCAGCGCGGCCAUCGAUGCAUACAUGCGCAUGCCGGAGAGUGAUUGA
Molecule: messenger RNA, 336 nt
Organism: Cladophialophora carrionii CBS 160.54
Lineage: Eukaryota; Fungi; Ascomycota; Eurotiomycetes; Chaetothyriales; Herpotrichiellaceae
Product: mitochondrial import inner membrane translocase subunit tim22
Exons: 1
Coding region: 1-336 (111 amino acids)
Biological process (GO): protein insertion into mitochondrial inner membrane
Cellular component (GO): TIM22 mitochondrial import inner membrane insertion complex
Molecular function (GO): transmembrane protein transporter activity
Source: RefSeq, a predicted model, not a curated record